Messenger RNA from Nicrophorus vespilloides, 1517 nucleotides. RefSeq names its product senecionine N-oxygenase-like. Gene Ontology annotation, molecular function: NADP binding; N,N-dimethylaniline monooxygenase activity; flavin adenine dinucleotide binding. The record is from RefSeq and is a predicted model, not a curated record. The coding region runs from base 168 to 1424 and encodes 418 amino acids. NCBI's taxonomy places the organism in Eukaryota, Metazoa, Arthropoda, Insecta, Coleoptera, Silphidae. The transcript has 5 exons.
CGCGCAGAUAACACAUCUCUAUCGAGGUACACCGAUGCUGAUGCUGCAUGUCUGUAUAUAAAGCCGGCGAACGGUCAGAUGGAUAUAUCUAGUUGGGUUCGAAACCUACCAGUGAUAGGUCUAAUUAAAACUAUCAACAAACUGUCCAUCGAUAUUCAGAAGAAAACAUGAGGGUAGCUAUCAUUGGCGGAGGAGCUGCUGGUUUGGCUUCGGCCAGACACGUUUUGGGCAACGGUCACGAAUGCGACGUCCUGGAGAUGGGCUCUCAUCUAGGUGGCACCUGGGUGUACACCGACGAUGUUGGCAAGGACAAGUACGGAUUCCCCGUUUACUCUGCCAUGUACAAAGGCCUAAGGACUAAUCUCCCCAAGGAAGUGAUGGGAUUCCCCGAUUUCCCCAUCCCUGAACAGAGAAAAUCUUAUUUGACACAAGCCGAGAUCUUGGAUUUCCUCAACCUCUACGCCGACAAUUUCGAAUUGAGGAAGAACAUCAAAUUCAACAGGUUGGUGGUCAAAGUGACACCACUGCCAGACCAUAAAUGGAAGGUGGUUUCGGUGGACAAACCAAGCAAAGAGGAAAUCGAGCAAAUUUAUGACUCGGUGAUGGUUUGUAACGGCCACUACAACGAUCCCGUCUUACCAACGUUGGUGGAUCUCGAAAAGUUUGAAGGGAAGGAAUGCCACAGCCAGAGCUUCCGUUCUCCCGAAUCUUUCAAGGGUCAGAGGGUGCUCAUUAUCGGCGCUGGUCCUUCCGGCAUCGAUUUAGCUCUGCAAAUCAGUCGCGUUGCCUCCAAAGUGGUGUUGAGCCAUCACUUGAAAGAGCCCAUCACCGCAGCCUACUCAGACAAUGUGGAACAGAAGCCAGAUGUUAAGAGGGUUCUAGGCGCUGAAGAUGUUGAAUUUGUUGAUGGAUCGGUGUGUGCCUUCGACGCCAUCUUCUACUGCACAGGAUACAAGUAUAGUUUCCCGUUCUUGGAUCAAUCCUGCGGAAUCACCGUAGUCGAUAAUCACAUUGAACCUCUGUACAAACAUAUGAUCCACAUCGAAAGGCCAACGAUGUGCUUCAUCGGAAUCCCAUUCAAUGUAUGUGCCUUCCAAAUGUUCGACUUACAGGCGAGAUUUUUCUUGAAAUACCUGAACGGAACUAUAAGUCUUCCAAGUCGUGAGUUGAUGCUUGAAGACACCGAGAACGAUAUGAAGAAUCGCUGGGCCAAGGGCUACUCGAAACGACAGGCUCAUUCGAUGGGCCCUGAUCAAUGCUCCUACUAUCGAGAUUUGGCGCAAGAGGCGAAAACGGAGCCCAUUCCACCUGUAAUCGUCAAAUUGAGAGACGAGAGUGUGAAACGUCUGUACGACGAUCUGGUCAACUUCAGAGAGGACAGAUACAGAAUCGUCGAUGAAAACAACUUCAUCAAAGUCCAAUGAAUUCCACAUGAAACUAUUUCUCAAUUAAGAUCAAACUAAUAUUCUUUAAAUUGCUUACUUUUAUAGUAUUAAAACAGAAACGAUAAAGAUUAU